This is a messenger RNA of Dreissena polymorpha, 1296 nucleotides long. RefSeq names its product sulfotransferase 1A1-like. The record is from RefSeq and is a predicted model, not a curated record. Lineage: Eukaryota; Metazoa; Mollusca; Bivalvia; Myida; Dreissenidae. Bases 160 to 1104 code for a protein of 314 amino acids. Gene Ontology annotation, cellular component: cytoplasm. Gene Ontology annotation, biological process: sulfation. The transcript is spliced from 7 exons. Gene Ontology annotation, molecular function: sulfotransferase activity.
AAUACUGUUUACAAGCCAAAUCCAACUUUCGUCCCACUUUUUAACUUUGCUAAAUUUAAAAGAAAUAGAUCUUUAAGCAUGCCGUUGUCGCGUGAAAAUUGCAACUUACAUUUCUGUCGAAGGAAGGCAGACUUUGGUAGGUAAACAAGUUACAGGGAAAUGUCGCGACAGUAUUUUCACGACGCACCGGAUGGAGAUACCAUUCUCUUUGACGUCAUCGAUGAGAAACCCGAAGUGCCUUACAGACUGUCCGUCUUUAGUCAUGAGACAUACGAGCAAAAGAUGGAGAUUAUGAAUAAUUUACCUGAAUACAAGUGUCGAGAAAAAGAUUUGUUUCUGUUUUCGUAUCCCAAAACAGGCACGAACUGGCUGUGGGAAAUCAUAACAAUGAUAACAACGGGAUCACCGGAAGUCUCCGAUGGCAACAAAGCCUACGGAAUGAUCGAGGUGACGCCAGCCUCUAUCGCAGACAAGAUUCCGGAUCCCCGGAUCAUCAACUCUCAUCUACUUCCGAAAUACCUGCCGAAAGCCAUUUCAACAGGAAAGAUCAAGUGUGUCUUCAUCGCCAGAAACCCGAAAGACACCGCCGUAUCCUUCUACAACCAUACAAAAGGCAUCAAGGGUUAUGAAUACAACGGGAAAUUUGAGAAUUAUCUGCAGAUGUUCAUGCGAGGAGAAGUGGACUAUGGCGGAUAUCCUGAAUACCUUCGUCAGUGGCAGCGAUUUAUGGAGGAGCACUCAGAUGUUCCAAUUCAUGUGAUGUAUUACGAGGACUUAAAAGAGAAUUUCGUGGAAGAGGUACGCAAACUUAGCGCGUUCAUGGGAUAUAACAUGGAUGAGUUGAGACUCCAGCAAAUCCAGGACCGAUGCGAGGUAAACAACAUGAAGCAGGGCAAGCUUGCGAAGACGGACCCGGUCAUACGUGAAAAAAUGAAAGAUUUUUUUCGGGAAGGAUUCAAUUUGAUACGUAAAGGUCAGGUAGGAGACUGGAAGAACUGGUUCACUGUGGCCCAGAGCGAGCAGUUCGACGCCUGGUGGGCCGAGCAGACCAAGGACAUCACGAGGUUCUCCUUCCGGUACACGCUUGAUGUGGGCUGUCAGUAGAUCGCAUUCCAGUGCGACCGGGAGUUCAUGGGUUCGAUGCCCAGGCAGGGAGGCGUUUUUAAGAGCAUCACAAAGACUGCAGACAUCAACUACUUUCUAAAAGUAUUGGUUCUUUCCUGAAAACGGACGGGAUAUCUUAUCCUUUAACCUAGGGCUAUCGAUGUGCUUGAGCUGAAAUAAAUAUUUAAACUA